UAUAAGCUUUGUAAAGCAUUAAAAAUACGAAAUAUAUUGUUUGGGGCAUAGCGGUUUCCUUAGCAACCUCAGGCGUGGGGUUGUUUGAGGAAAUGAAACUGCAUGAAGCAUGGCUGUUCAACAUUGGGCAGAUACUUUAAGGAAAGCCAAGAAAACUGCCUUAAUAUCUGAUGGGAAAAGGAAAGUUCAUUAUCUGUUUGAGGAUGGCAGUGAGAUGGCUGAGGAGUAUGACCUGAAAACAGAUGAACUUGUUUUGCGAAAGUUGCGACAAAAAAGCACUUUUGGAGGCCAGGGACAGUGGACAUUGGAAGUUGGUGAAACAAACCCAAACGGUGUUACCUCUGAUUUAAUCAAAGAGAGCAGUUCAAAUCCAAUGUUUAUGCGUAGGGACACAAAGACCAGUUUCCAAUGGAGGAUCCGCAAUAUUUCUUACCCUGUUGAAGUGUACAGUGUUUCAGCAGAGCCGACGGAAAGAUGUUGUGUCGUCCGAACCUCAAACAAAAAGUACUAUAAGAAGUUCAGUAUUCCAGAUCUUGACCGUUGCCAGCUGCCUUUGGAGAGCACAGCCUUGAGUUUUACCCACGCCAACAACACUUUAAUCAUCAGCUACAAGAAGCCCAAGGAGAUUAUAACACUGGAACAGGAGCUGCUUGGGGAACUGAAGAAACUAAAGGGGACAAGUGAAGGAGAUAUCGACUGUAAAACUCAGUGAACUGCCGUGGAUCCGAAGCCUUUGUGUUAUUGUGUUUGUCUGUUUCUUCACAUUCAUUUAGACACUUUGGCACAUUUCUAUGGUAUGUUUUUGUCAGCCUUGUAUGUCCAAGAAACUCACUUUCAACAUGUGAUCUUUGUUUUUUUUUUUCAAUAUAAAAUUUCAAAUGUUAAUGCUGAUUGAUGUUCCUACUGUACAGUUGUUAUUUGAGUCUAAAUAAUAAAUAUUACUGAUAAAAAUAAAUUAGUAGUAGUAGUAAUGUUAUAUACUAAGGUUAUUACUAAGAUAAGACGUUUGCUUUAUUCCCGCUAUUUCCACGCUAUAGCUUAAAAAAAUCCUAAUCAUAAAAUAAAUAUAGUAGAUGCAAAAAAAAAAAAAGUAAAAAUAAAAUGUAUGAAGAAUGCAUACAAUUAUUCAGUGCAAUCGGCAGCAUGGCAGACCAGCACUCAUUCAGUAAAUGUACAGCUGAAGAGCAAAUUCAUAAAUUGACUGCUUAUGCAUCUACAAGUUGUACAGUUGUAUUAUUAUUAGAGAUUCAUCAACAAAUUUCUAUUACAUGAAGGUCACUGAACUUACUGCCGUCUUGACUUGUCCGUUUUCUUGAAGUGCAUCGUGGGAAAAUUAAAUAUUUGAUUCAACUGGGUUCCUUGAUUUUAUCUGCAUUCACCUCAUGUUUAUGUAU
Messenger RNA from Labeo rohita (rohu), 1394 nucleotides. RefSeq names its product deleted in primary ciliary dyskinesia homolog (mouse) (gene dpcd). The coding region runs from base 110 to 712 and encodes 200 amino acids. Lineage: Eukaryota; Metazoa; Chordata; Actinopteri; Cypriniformes; Cyprinidae. The transcript is spliced from 6 exons. The record is from RefSeq and is a predicted model, not a curated record.